Zootermopsis nevadensis is the source of this 4910-nucleotide messenger RNA. Its product is annotated as 5'-3' exonuclease PLD3. Gene Ontology annotation, molecular function: catalytic activity. NCBI's taxonomy places the organism in Eukaryota, Metazoa, Arthropoda, Insecta, Blattodea, Termopsidae. The record is from RefSeq and is a predicted model, not a curated record.
GGAUGAAUACAAACAGGUGAUGGUGGCUCCUUCAAACAUCUGAGACAUAACAAAACUACCAACACUCAUUGGCUUCUGUUUCUAAAUUCGGUUCUGAUGCAGGAAGAAAGUGUAAGAUAGUUCCAGCCUAAGCGUCGUUGUUUUAAAAAUGAAUUCAACAUGAGAAGAUUCUGAUUGUUUAAAAACAUCAUAUAUCGCAGCUACAGAAACUGCAUCUCACAGUCUGAUUUCAGAAUAAUUCAAAUGGCCUUCCCAUGGUCCAGCAUUAUUGGAUUAGGGAAACCAAAGUCUCAUUCAGACGGCAAUGAAUCAGAACCAAGAAACCUGCAAGAUGGUUUGCGGCAGAUCGGGACGCAAGCGUGGCAUAUUCUAGUCCAUGCAAAUAACAACAACAUUAGCACAUACGAAGAUGAUGAAUAUAAACAAAAAGAAUGUAUCAGAAGUCUGGUUGAAAUCGCCACAACCAGCGACAGAACAUCGAGGCAAGAUCAACAGAUGGUGAUGCUAAUACCCCGCACUGCCUCCAGACUCGCUCCGAUAAAAAGGAGUAAAACCUCCAAAUUAAACCAAGCUGUAAAGAAGAGCAGUGGUAGCAGAAUUGAUGGUGCCACAGAAGACACAGAGUUUGAACUGUGGGAUUCGCGGUUUAUGCUCCGCGGGGACCAUGAGCCAGAAAUUGGCUACAACCAUGCCAGGUGGGGUCCCCGCGGAUGGUGUAAGCCUUCAUGCAUCCCUAUAACAAUCAUACUGAUUCUUAUUGUGCUGGUAGUGCUUCUUCCAUUGAUGGAACAAAAGGAAGUUGAUUAUGCUAAGUCUUCUUCAAUAUCCUGUCCUCAGACUUGCAGAUUCAGCCUUGUGGAGAGCAUACCAGAAGGUUUAACUUAUCCAAAUAGCACUGUAAUACAUCCAUCAACCCAUGAUGUUUGGUUUGGCCUCAUCAAGUUGGCACAACAUUCAAUUGAAAUUGGUUCAUUCUACUGGACACUACGCAGUGCUGACGUCACUCCGGGAGACCCCUCUUCACAGAAAGGCGAAGAAAUUUUUCAAGCCCUUUUGACAUCAGGAAUGGAGAAGAAGGUAAACAUACGUAUUGCUCAGAACUUCCCUUCACAGUCACAGUCUGCUCUGGAUACAGAGAUACUUGCCAAGAAGGGUGCUGCAGAGGUUCGUAGUGUGAAUUUUCCAAAAUUGAUGGGUGGUGGAGUCUUGCAUACUAAGCUCUGGAUUGUUGAUGAGCAGCAUUUCUAUGUAGGUAGUGCCAACAUGGACUGGAGAUCAUUAACAGAGGUGAAGGAGUUAGGUUUGGCUGUCUACAAUUGCAGCUGUCUUGCUUCCGAUCUGGCCAAAAUUUUUGAGGUGUACUGGUUUCUUGGAAAUACUGAUGUACCUAUUCCUGCAAAAUGGCCAGACAGUUUAAGUACACAUUUUAAUAUUGAAACCCCAGUAACCUUGACAGUCAAUUCCAGUAGUAAAGCAGAUGUUUAUAUUGCAAGUUCACCUGCUCCUUUGUGUCCAAGUGGUCGCUCAACAGACAUUGAUGCCAUCCUUGAUGUCAUCUCAAAAGCUGAGCAUUUCAUCUACAUAGCUGUGAUGGAUUACUUUCCUUUGCAGAUUUAUACUCCUAAGCCAAGGUACUGGCCGAAAAUAGAUGACGCACUGCGGGCAGCUGCUGUUGACCGCCAUGUUCAAGUUCAUCUUUUGAUUAGUAAUUGGAAUCAUACACGCAAGGCAACUCACUACUUCCUUCGAUCUCUUGUUGAUAUUAGUGGAUCAUACCGUGGAGUUGUUGUAGAAGUGAAAUGGUUCAAAGUGCCUAGUACACCAGAGCAGGCAAAAAUCCCAUUUGCUCGUGUUAACCACAACAAAUAUAUGGUCACUGACAAUGCAGCAUACAUCGGAACUUCCAACUGGUCAGGAGACUAUUUUACUGAUACAGCAGGUGUGGGCAUUGUGGUGCGUGCUUCUCAAUCCAAGAAUGACACUUCUUCAAACCCUCUUCGUGAUCAUCUACAACAGGUAUUUGAAAGGGACUGGAAUUCUAGUUAUGCAUCCCCCUUGGUAGAGUAGUUAAUUUAUUAUCAAGUCACAUGUUGCCUUAAGGCAUUUUAAACAAACUGUGAUUGACGUUUCAACUGGUAAACCAUAUAGGGUACUAUAAAUACACAGACUGAUAUGAGACCUGCCUGAAAUGAAGAAGGCAUGUACUUGAGUUAUUCCAUCAGCAUACUUAUCCAGUAUAUAUCAACCCCUAACUGUCUACUGAGAUUAUGUGUUAUGUUACAGUAUUCAAACAUUCAAUAGUCUUGUGAGUAGAACACCAACCUUCCAUUUUAUAACCAGUGGUUUAAGUACCUGUGAGCAUAUUUCCUUAAGCUCUCUUGUUUAUCCUCAUCUCCAUCCAGUAUUUUUUUUCCAUUUUUUAAGUACUUAUGAUAUAGGCAGAACUUGAUUUUGAUGAAAGAAGCAAAUUUAAAAAUGAUAGUUUUACUGUUAUUUUAUGAAAAGCAUAAAAAUUGGAUGCAUAAAUUGUGCCAGUGUGAAAGUAAAAUUCCUGGGACCUGACAACAUGACCCUAGAAUAUUUUUUCAUACAGAAGUAUGAGUACUGGAGGAAAAAGAUUAAAGUUAAUUGAAAGAGUCUUUCAUUUAGUUUGUUGUAGUUUGAAGAUUUUCAUUUUAAGCAUAAGCAAUGUGAGAUAUAAACAAGGGAUUUUGUUUCUACAAUUGAGUUGUUUGGUGUUUCUGUUAAAAGGUGUAAUCUGUGAUUGUAGAGAAUAAUAUUUUGAUCUAUAAGUAUGCAAAAGAAAACUGAACAGUGAAUAAUUUGUCCCCUUUUAUGAGAUUUUUAUUAUAGGAUUCCUGUAUGAAUCCUAACCUGGAGUAUAACAUUAUUAAGCUUUAAUGAACCUUAGCAUAUGUUGGAAAAUAUUAUUUCAUAGCAUAUAUCAGCAAAUAGUGUUUGAUGUUGCUGUCUUAAGUUUCUUUAUUGUUUGUGAGACAGGGAGGUAUCUGUCACAGUUAAGUGAACUUGGCAUAAAAUUAUAUCUGGAACUUCAGUUUAUGGCAUACAUAAGUGAAAAAUAAAAGUAUGUUUAUUUUGUGCUUAUACUGAAGUUAUCUCAAUAUGGAAUAAUAUAAAAUCAUGCAUACAAACAAAACUGUUUACACUUGAAAGAACACUAAUGCCAAACGCGUUUUGACCUCACGAGGUCAUUAUCAGUGGCAAAAUAAAUUAAUUCAUAUAAUACAAUUCAAAAGACUGGUUUUCUACAGAGCAUAGAAGGUAUGUACUUUACAAAACCAUACUUAUGUAACACCUCACUGGAUGUUAAUUGCAGAGGAGUUGGUGUAUGAAAUUGAGUACUUGGCUUCUAUGUCCACUGGCCUGAUUGCCGUUGUUGGUCAAUGGUGAAUUGUCGUCAUGUCGUCUGUGCCUGUGAACUUCAGUGAUGUAUGGGCAUUACUGUCAGUUUUAAAAAUGUGCAGGUUAUAUACUAACUCUGAUAACCAGGGUGGGCAACUAUUGCAUGUGAAAUUUAUUUUUUCCGUUUCAGUUUUGUUUGUAUGCAUGAUUUUAUAUUCCAGUACACUGCACAGUAUGCAAAGUUUUAAUAUGGAAUAAUAGUUUGGGUUUUAUUUUUUGUGAUACAAUAGUGAAGCAAAACUACUUUUUAUUUUGUAUUUAUCUUCUCAUCUGUUCUUUCUAAUAUACUCAUCUAACUACUAUGUAUGUAAUUUAAGAAAUUCCUCAGCUAUAAAGUGCCUAUAACCAUAUAUCAAUAUAUUCCUGUGUUUAGCUGAAAUAAAGCUAAACCUCAUUACUCUGGACAUGAAAGUGGUGUCUAAAUGGCUCUUAUUACUGGUUAAUUUUGUUCAUAAAAUUGUGUGCCAAACAAAAACAGUGUAAUUACUUUUGAUGAAAUUGUUCUAGUUUAUGCAUAUUUUGCCUGUUUGCAAACACCAAUGUUUUACAAGAAUUUUAUAAAAUUUAUUUGUGUGUGUGUGUGUGUAUAUAUAUAAACUUCAGUUUUACAUCUGAAAUAAAGACAGAAUUGUGUUUUUCAGAAGUUUACAAGCACUUCACACCCUAUAUUUUGUAUUUGUCUAUUGCCAUGCAUAAAAGAAUCAUGACCCUUGACAGUGUCAUGUUAUUUGCAUGUAACACGUAUGCACAUGCCAAGACAUUUUCAAAUUUAUUAAUUGUAUAUUUCCAAUGCUAUUAUAAUCUUAAUGAGGAAUUAAAAAUCGUGUGUUUAAUCGGUGCAUUUAUUGGAAAAAUUGCCAUAAAGUCACACAGAAUUUAACUGUUUUAAGUUCAGCAAAAACAUUUGUGAUCGAGUUUUUAGAUUAUUUUUAAAUUGAAAACAACUCACAGGAAUUUUAUAUUCCAAAUAAUUUUUCAGAAGGCAUAGCUCAGUUGGUAUAGUGAUUGGUUGUGGGUUGGACAACAAGGGUUCAAUUCCUGACAAGCAGGGACUUUUCAUUGUCACCAAGUCCAGACUGGCUCUGAGAGACACCCAGCCUUGUGUCCAGUAGGUACUAGGGGCUGUUUACUCAAGAGUGAAGUGACCAGAAAAUAUGAAUUUUCACUUACAGUGCUGAGGUUAAGAAUGUAUGAAGCUAUACUUGUACUUCCCCUUACAUCUUCAUGGAGCAGUACUUCAUUAAGUGCUUUUUCUCAGUGUAUAUAAAUGUUUACCAGUUAUCAUGAAACUGAACAUUCUCACUCACUUAAGUACUAUGCAUAAUGUGUGUUUAAUACAUUAAAUUCUGUUAAUAUUUACUUUAAAUGGAAUGUUGCAUUUAAACUUCUAGUAAGCUUGUAAAUGAGUGAGAGUGACUAUACUGUGAGAUAAUACAAAUAUUUAUGUAAAUUGGCAGAAUAAACAAGUGCAUGAUCUCAUGUGUUGU